GAAGAAAUUACCCUACAAAAAUAUUUAUUUAUUUCAAAUAGUAAAUACAAGCACAUAACAAAAUGCCUUUAAUAAUUAUUACUGGAGUUCCUUGUAGUGGAAAAACAACGCGAGCCGAAGAAUUACGGUCGUUCUUCGAAAACCUCAACAAACAAGUGCACAUUGUUAGUGAAUUUCAACAAUUAUCCAAAGCUGGUUUCGACAAAACCACCUGCUAUUCGGACAAAGACAAAGAGAAGCACCUAAGGGGUACAAUAAAAUCGGAAAUAAUCAAACUAAUGUCCCCCCAUAACGUAGUUAUACUAGACGGUUUGAAUUACAUAAAAGGCUACAGGUACGAAUUGUUUUGCGCAGCGAAGGCCAGCAAAUGCGCCCAAUGUACAGUUCACACAGAAAUCAACAGAGACGAAGCGUGGAAUUUGAAUGAACAAAGAAACAGCCCCGAGAAGUACGACAGGGCGACGUUCGAUGCUUUAGUAAUGAGAUACGAGGAUCCUGAUGGCAAGAACCGAUGGGACGCUCCACUAUUCACUUGUUACCUGAACAGCGAUUUAAAUAAAGAAGAAAUUUACUCGGCCUUGUUUAAGAAGCCGCUGCCCAAGCCUAAUAUGUCUACGCAAAAUCCACCGUUGAAAUCGACCAAUUUUCUCUACGAAUUGGACAGGACUACUAAGAAAAUUGCGGACAGUUUGGUGGUGAAAAUUAAAAAUGGAGAGACCGGUCGGGUAAACGUACCUGGCUUUGAGGAAUUCACAUUGGAUAUAUCCGAUGUUAGUAUACCGGAAUUGAUGAAUUGCAGAAGACAGUACGUUAAUUACUCAAAAUCGCACGCUCCUGAUCCGGUUAAUAUACCCAAACUUUUCGUACAGUAUUUGUCCACGAAUUUUAAUAAAGAUUAAACUAAAAAUUAUAAUAA
Molecule: messenger RNA, 916 nt
Organism: Phyllotreta striolata
Lineage: Eukaryota; Metazoa; Arthropoda; Insecta; Coleoptera; Chrysomelidae
Source: the annotation of a GenBank genome assembly